AUGGAUAAAUCUCUUUACGGCGAACAUGAAUCUUUUUCCAAAAUUCAAGUUAUGGGUCAAGUUUCAGAUUUUGAAAAAAUCGUGCAGAAGAAGAAAAAAACGCAAAGAAAAAUAGCAAAGGCUAUUUUGGUCCUUUCCGCUCUCUGCAGCAUAUUGGCCGUUGCUCAAUGCCAUGAAGUCUUCAAAGUCGAACGCAAUGUAUAUUGUGACACUUGUCGUAUUCAAUUUCAGAUCAAAAUCAGCGACUACAUUAAAGGUGCCAGUGUGAGAUUGGUAUGCAGAUACAUUGAAGAGACAAACACGAUAGUAGACGUAACAGAAGUGAUGACAGACACGAAUGGCAAAUACACAAUAGAAGACUCAGGUGACCAUGAGAAUGAACUCUGUGAUGUUGCAGUUGUCCACAGCCCAAGAGAGGAUUGCAACGAACCUGGACUAAGUUUUGACAGCGCAAGAGUUGUCUGCAGCAAAAAUUUUGGCAUUCCCAAUUCAACACGUUAUGCGAAUCCACUUUUCUUCGUGAAGGAGGAGGCUCUACCUGGCUGCAAGGAUGUUCUUGAUGAGUUGGGUUUGUUCCCACUUGAAUUUUAA
Molecule: messenger RNA, 591 nt
Organism: Capsicum annuum
Lineage: Eukaryota; Viridiplantae; Streptophyta; Magnoliopsida; Solanales; Solanaceae
Product: anther-specific protein LAT52-like
Exons: 4
Coding region: 1-591 (196 amino acids)
Source: RefSeq, a predicted model, not a curated record